Plasmopara halstedii is the source of this 159-nucleotide messenger RNA. RefSeq lists its product as uncharacterized. The record is from RefSeq and is a predicted model, not a curated record. Bases 1 to 159 code for a protein of 52 amino acids. NCBI's taxonomy places the organism in Eukaryota, Oomycota, Peronosporomycetes, Peronosporales, Peronosporaceae. The transcript has 3 exons.
AUGAGUACACAUUACGAUGUCUAUGUUAUAACUGGAAAGCUGUACACGAGUGAGUCACGUGCCUGCUUUUUUGUACACAAUUUGAAUAAAGUGAACUUGCGCAUUCCCGUCAAAAACGCCUUGAAGCAAAAUUUGAACACAUAUUUUGCUCAAGAUUGA